GUGAAACCAGGGGGCUGGGCCGCUCGCUGCUUGCAAUGCCAGCUGGCUGCCUUCUGCUCCGGCUGCGCCGCCCGUCGUCAUGUCCCGCGAGGAGGAGAGGAGCGGCAGCGGCAGCCUCAAGCGGCACCGGAGCCACAGCGACUCCUCACCGGGCGGCAGCAGUGGCAGCAAAGGGCGCAAGGAGCAGAAGCGGAAGAAGCGCGAAGAACAGCAGAUCCAGCAGAUCCAGCACUUGGAGUCCUUUUACGAGAAACUUCCUCCAGGGCUAAUUAAGGAAAACGAGACAAAGCCAGAGGAUUGCAUACCCGAUGUGCCUGGAAAUGAAAACGCACGAGAAUUCCUCGCACAUGCGCCAACCAAGGGGCUCUGGAUGCCUCUGGGGAAGGAGGUCAAAGUUAUGCAGUGCUGGAGAUGUAAACGUUAUGGACACCGAACAGGAGAUAAAGAAUGUCCUUUCUUCAUUAAAGGCAACCAGAAGCUUGAACAAUUCAGAGUAGCACAUGAAGACCCCAUGUAUGAUAUAAUAAGGGAAAAUAAGCAUCAUGAGAAAGAAAUGCGGAUACAACAGCUGAAGCAGCUGCUCGAAGACUCCAGUUCGGAUGAAGAUGGCAGCAGUCGGAGCUCCACUUCUUCAGAGGGUAAGGAAAAGCGCAAGAAAAAGAAAAAGAAGAAAGAGAAGAAAAAGAAGAAGAAGAGAAAGCACAAAUCUUCCAAGUCGGACAGGAAGUCAGAAUCGGACUGAGGAGAUGUUGCCUCUGUGGCAAGCUUUGAGAAGUGUUGGGAAGCAUCCAAAGAGCUCUGAGAUUGUUUUGGUACGAUCUACAGAUACGUUUACAUACUUUUUGGCAAUAUCUUGCCAGUUGCCUGAUCAACAGGCUCUCCUGCUAUAUCUUUGCGUUGCAUUUCUCACCCACUUAAGAUUUAAAAACCAGUUUGAUGGUUUGGUACAAGAGCUGCUGUGAAAGAGAAUUGCCUCCAGUAUGCGUAUGCUGUUUUCUCCUGUGAGUUUCCUUGUUAGGAAGUGUUGGCCUACAGAUCCCUAUAUAUCCUUUUAUCCUCCUAAGAGGCUAAGAGCAGUUUGGCAGCGAAAUGUGUUAAUCUGGUGUACAGAUGGGAAGUGGGAGAGGAAUUGCCAAUAGGGAUGCUUUGCAAACUGCCGCUACUGUGUACGCGCAAGAUCUCUCUGGGUUGUCCCUUGGGAGAGUCGGCAUUUGCACAGUUGCUGUAUUGUCACAAAAGUGAAAUCUCUGCUCUGUGGCAUAGGGCAAGCUAAGUAGGGCUACUUCUGGCCAACUGGACUUAUGCUUUCUGAAGUGAAGUCCAGAAGCAGCCGGAACAAAAGUGAGACUUUGGGUGGAUUUCAUGCCACAGUACCUUUGAAUGAAAAGAGUGCUUUUUCCGCACAAGAUACUAAUGACUUCUAUCAUUAGACACUGUUAUCCCGCUGUUCUGCUAGGAAUCUCAGGGCUGCAUAUAUGGUUCUCCCCACCUCCAUUUUAUCCGCACACAUGAAGUAAGUUAGGCUGAGAGAAUAGCUAGCUAGAAUACCAAAUACAACAUGGAAUUUAUACAUUUUGAAUGCCAUUUCUGUAAACAAUUGCCGAGUUCAAGAUCAUGUCCAGUGAGUCGACUAGCUUUUAUAGCAACGUUGAAUAUCUAGAAUGCGAUUUUGCCUGCAUUGGCUAACCCUUCACAGCAUAUUUAGUAUAAUCUUUUAAAAUUAUUAUUAUUAUUAGUUUUAAUAUCCUGCUCCUCCCCUUUCAAGCUUGGGGCGGCGUCCAACAAUUUCAAAACAAUACAGGACUCAAAUGACUGAAGCCAACACCAGGCAAAAGAUGGCCGGUUCCCAGCAUAAUUUGUAAUGCUGGGAUUUGCGCCUUUUCCCUAGCGAAUGUCUUGAUGCGACAUCACCCCAUGGGUCAGUAAUGACCUGGUGCUUGUACAGGAAACUAACUUUGCCUUCUAAUAAGGUUUUGAAGUUUCAAGUCCUCAUUUUGCUUGUUGCACACAAGGAAACUCAGCUACUUAUCUCCUUUGGCAGGGAUCACUUGAACUCUAAACUCACCUGUGUAAAGGUGCUUCAAUGGCAUCCCUUGUUCAGGCUAAUUCAAGUUAUACAUUUAGAUAACAUUCAGUCACAUGAGGCAGCUUUAGCCAGGAAAUAUUACUAUCGUUGUGAUAUUGACCAUCACAUAAUGAGAACAACUUUGACAAGAUAGCUGCCUAAUAUGACUGAUCAUUAAAGCCAUGGUGUCUGAUAAGGGAAGAGCUUCUUCCCUUAAUAGCAAGAGUACUAUAUUUAAUGGGUAAUCUUCCUACCAGUGUAAUCUGUAGGGGAAAAGCUCACAGUUAAAUUUAGGUAGCAAGGCGCACUGUUAAUUUUGCUCAGUCGGCUGGGCGAAAUUGAAAGAUGGAAGGGGCUAUUGUGGGCAUGGAGUGUGUGUUUAGUUAAACUUCCAUUUAAGUUUUGUUUGAACACACGUUCUAUUUAGAUGUUGGAUACUAAACUGGGAUUCUUAAACUAUAGCUUGGAUCUGGGUUAAUUACUGUUUAUCGUGAGGUCUGAAUACAGACACACAAAUACUCUUCCUCUUAGGCCAUGCUGGCAGGGGUUGAUGGGAAUUGUAGUUCAUGAAUAUCUGGAGAGCCGCAGGUUGCAGACCCCUGAACUAGACAAUCUUGCUGCUACAGCAGCAUUCGCUGUCCAGCCGUUCUUUAAGACUGCUCCCCCUCUCAACAUCCUCACACACGCUAGGGAGGAGGCAUGAGCAGGAAUAUGCUGGAGUCUUCAAAGGAAAUAUCAAGAAGCAACGACUUAGAAACCAACUCAACUCCCUAAUAAAGUUGUGUUAUUGGAAUGUUAUAGGUUGGGCCAAUAUAUUUAAUAUAUUGGGAGUUUCUGCCCCUAUUCAGUAUUCUACUGCUGCAAGAAACCUGGUCUACUGAGGAUAUUUUUCUCCCUGGCUAUGUUUCUUUUUGCUCUCCAACAAUCAAGAGAGGUCAAAAAGGAAGAGUCAGUGCCAGUUUGACCUGUUUGCGUUCUUCUUCUCUAACGGUAAAGAUGUCUCUGGCCAUGGCAAUGAAAAUCCAGGGGGCAAAGAAAUAUAUAACAAUCACAGUAUUUAUUCCACCAGCCCCCAGUAUAAUCCAACUAAAUCAAAACUGGAGGGCCCUGGAAAACAUUUUUGGAAUGAAUUCCCUAAUACCAAUAUAAUUAUUGCUCGUGAUUUUAAGUAAGAGCGGGAGGAGCUGAAGAAAUGGACUGGAUUAAUAAUGAAAGAAGCAUCAAAACUAACAGAAGGGCCUGGGGGAGAAGUAACAGCAUUGCACAGUUAGGAAGUUCAGCAAUUCAGUGAAACAGUGUGGUGGAAAGAGAGACCAGCGACCAUUGGCAAAGAGGUGGCAUGGCUUGCUGUGCCCACUUGUUGCAGCAAACCAAACUGCAAGCAAGCAUGUAUGGAAGGAGACUUCGCCCUCAGCUAGUGGCGUAGCGCCCAUGGGACAUGGGGGCAUCUUGCACCAGUUGCACCUGGGGGCGGGAUGUGGGCAUGGGCAUUCCGGGGCAGGCGUGGCAGGGGCACAGGGCACACACGUGCCCCGGGAGCAGGCCAACAGGACAUGGGAGCUUCAAAAAGCAUCCAGAGCUCCUUAGAGAUGGGAAAUGAGGCAACAUGUACUAGCUGGGGUUUACAAAUUGUCACCAGUUAUAGAUGCCAACCAGGGGUCAUGCAAUCAUGUUCAAACAAUAUAUUAAAAUAUCUGAAUGUAGUCAUUUAUUUCUGCCCUUUAAGACUACCAUUCCGUUUAAUAUAUGCGUUAGUAACAUCAAUGUGAGGUUUCAAUAAUUACAAGUCAUAUUUGUGCAAUUUUGAAGUUUAAUAGCAUUUUAAACACCACAAUAAACACCCUUAAUUUCA
Molecule: messenger RNA, 3917 nt
Organism: Sphaerodactylus townsendi
Lineage: Eukaryota; Metazoa; Chordata; Lepidosauria; Squamata; Sphaerodactylidae
Gene: RP9
Product: RP9 pre-mRNA splicing factor
Exons: 6
Coding region: 80-742 (220 amino acids)
Biological process (GO): RNA splicing
Source: RefSeq, a predicted model, not a curated record